This is a messenger RNA of Hyalella azteca, 8682 nucleotides long. Its product is annotated as ras-specific guanine nucleotide-releasing factor RalGPS1. The coding region runs from base 119 to 2713 and encodes 864 amino acids. Gene Ontology annotation, molecular function: guanyl-nucleotide exchange factor activity. Gene Ontology annotation, cellular component: plasma membrane. The record is from RefSeq and is a predicted model, not a curated record. Gene Ontology annotation, biological process: Ras protein signal transduction; positive regulation of GTPase activity. The transcript has 16 exons. NCBI's taxonomy places the organism in Eukaryota, Metazoa, Arthropoda, Malacostraca, Amphipoda, Hyalellidae.
UAUUAUUUGGCAGUAUCAUAGCUAAUUGAAUAACAAUGAAUGACGGUAAUUGAAGGAAUGUUAAGAGAAGCCAAAUGUCUUGAUGAAGUUAAGUUAGGCAAGGCUCAAUUUAUUUGCCAUGUGGUGCUACAGUGAUGAUGAUGAGGCAGAAGACAGUGGCUACUUGCGUCUUCACAAUGCUGGUGGCAUCAGAAAUAAGUGCCUUGUUGGUGGCAACAGUGGUGGCAAUAUUAUCAGCACUGCCAUUGCUGACACUCCUCCAUCAUCAUACAAAAAAACACUCACUGACAUUUCUGAAGGACUUUGUCGUGACCUCACCAAGUCGGCUCAUAGCUAUGGAACUAUGCCUCGUAUUCAAGGCUGCCAGAGUAGCUCCAAUGGAACGUCUGCUGCUGCCUCUACUGACCUCACUAACAAAUUGCUGCGCCUCUCACCAGAUCAGAUAGCCACUCAAAUCACCCUUGGAGAUUUUCCUGUGUUCAAAUCUAUUAGCCCCGAGGAACUAACAACCUGUGGUUGGACAAAGAAGGAUAAGCAUAAACUGGCCCCCAAUGUUGUUCUACUUACUAAACGUUUUAAUCAUUUGAGUUUUUGGGUUGUACAUGAGACCCUGAAUGCUGGAGGAGUAAAAUCACGCGCUGAAGUCAUGGCUCACUUCAUUAAAGUGGCACGGAGGCUUGGCUACCUUCAUAACUACCACUCCCAGUUUGCUGUCAUCAGCUCCCUACUAUCUGCUCCCAUUUACAGGUUACGCAAAACAUGGGCUGCUCUCUCUCGCAAAGACCGCAACCACUUCGACCGCAUGGCUGAGCUCUUCAGUGAGAAGAACAACUGGGAGAAGUUGAGAGCUCACGUCAACACGCUGAAGCUUCCCAUGAUUCCUUACCUGGGUUUAUUUUUAACGGACAUCGUGUACAUUGACAUGGCACACCCCCACUACGGAGGGCUGGAGUCAGAACAACGGCAGCUCAAGAUGAACAACUUGCUGCGAGUGCUGGCAGACUACCAGCAGUCUGAUUACUCCAGACUGCCUCGGCUGCCACGAGUCCAGCAAUAUCUUUCUUCUAUUAAAUACAUCGAAGAGCUGCAGAAGUUUGUUGAGGAUGACCACUACAAGUUGUCGGUGUGCCUGGAGCCCAACACGCCGCUGGGGAGCCACAGCACCAGCAAGGACAGCCUCGCUGCCGAGUGCGCUGCUUCGUCUACCAGUAAUACAAGCGGAUGCGGUGGCGUGAGCAGUCCCGUACACAGCCAGACGCUGGGCCACGCCAGACCGCCGGCGUCAGGCGCGUCGCAGUCGUCGUGUGCCGCCACGCAGUCGCACUGCAAGUUUGUUCCCGGCCACCGUAAAGCGCGCAGCCUCGGCACCAAGUUUCGCAGUAUGAGCCUGCCUCGAAACCUGCACCGGUCCGAAGGAAGCAACCAACAGCCCCAAGCUGCCAGCCUUGUAGACAGAUUAGGCAUUUUCCGCGGAUGCUCGAUCACGACGACGUCAUCGUCCGAAGGCUCGAGGUGCGAUUCCUUAUCAAGUCUUGGCGGCGCCAUAGCCCACGAUCCUUCUUGUCCGAGCCACCACGGCUCCAAACAUUUACUCGACGACUCCGAGAUGGAACCUUUAAAUCUACUACCUCCACCUCCUCCAUCGAGCCUCAUGCAGCGCUGCGCUAACGGCACCAGCGCCUGCGCGCCCGACGACAGCGCGGUCACUCUUAACGGGGGUGGACAGGCCACAGCCAGCCGUACGCUCCUCACUAGAAGCUGGUCGGGCGUGUCGACGGAGGAGUGUGAGGCGGUGGCCGCUGUACAACGCGGCCGUGAGAGUUGCGUCAUGCAGGGGCCGCUGCGCCGCAAGACUGUCCUUAAGGACGGCAGGAAGCCUGUCUCUUAUACACAUCUAGAUGUGUAUAAGAGACAGAUUGUUCCUGGAUUAGCUNUGGAAUUUUACCUCAUUUUCCGCGGAUGCUCGAUCACGACGACGUCAUCAUCCGAAGGCUCGAGGUGCGAUUCCUUAUCGAGUCUUGGCGGCGCCAUAGCCCACGAUCCUUCUUGUCCGAGCCACCACGGCUCCAAACAUUUACUCGACGACUCCGAGCUGGAACCUUUAAAUCUACUACCUCCACCUCCUCCAUCGAGCCUCAUGCAGCGCUGCGCUAACGGCACCAGCGCCUGCGCGCCCGACGACAGCGCGGUCACUCUUAACGGGGGUGGACAGGCCACAGCCAGCCGCACUCUCCUCACUAGAAGCUGGUCGGGCGUGUCGACGGAGGAGUGUGAGGCGGUGGCCGCUGUACAGCGCGGCCGUGAGAGUUGCGUCAUGCAGGGGCCGCUGCGCCGCAAGACUGUCCUCAAGGACGGCAGGAAGCCUCCCGUCGGUGCCUGGCACAGAUACUGGGUUCAGCUAUGGGGCGGGGCGCUGGUCUACUACCACCCCAAGUCACUGGCGUCGCGAGGUCUCGAGCGCGCGGACUUCAAGAACUCGCCUUGCAAGCUCCAGCCUCUCGUCACCGCCGAUAGCAAAGUGCUGCUAUUUGGUCCUCAUCAGGACGGAACCUCGCAGCUAGACAUGUUCCAGGUGUCCGACCAAGCCAGCAACACAAUCUACAAGUUCAGAGCGCCCUCCGUGACGGCGGCACGCUGUUGGCUCGCGCGUAUCUCUCACGCCCUCACCGAGUCCACAUCUUCCCUCCCUGAGAAUCUCAUCUCCUUCGAAUGAGCAAAUAAAAUAGCAAUAAUUUUAGUGCCCAGUCAGUGUGGCUGAGUAGGUACACACUGUAUAUCUGGGUACCAAGAGUCUUUAUACUUAAGCAAGAUCUAGUAACUUGCUUAACGCGGAAAUUUUCAUAAUGCGAUAAUUUCGUCGUUCCUUCUCUCAAUGGACCAUCAGAGAAUUCCAUUAAAAUGAAACACAUAUGGAGAAAAUGUUCAUUCCUUUAACACUUGCCCCCGAGAAGUUUUACAUGUUUUGCUACGGGAGAAUUCAAACCUUCGAUGUGAUUUUUUUUUUCGUCAUUUUAUCUAGAUAAUUUCCUUUUUUUUGGAUAGCUACCAGCAAAUAGCUGCUGCAGUGUCGCCUCUAGAUGAUCGUCCCAAACCCAAGAACUAAAAAUUUCUCUAUCCUCUCUUAUGGUAAUCAUAUAAUUUUUUUUUCGUUUAAAUGGGCGAAAUUUUGUUCUUCAAAUGAAGUUUGUGCUUUUAAAGUUACUAAUCAUAUUUUCUCGCAUCUACCAGCUAUAAGCAUCAUGUUAGCAUUUGCUUGUUGAUUUUACUACGCUGCAAAUCCGUGUUUCGAAAGUAACAGUUAAUUAUAUUUGUUUAAUUGUGUCGAUAUAAAUAACAUUUGAAAACUUUCUAAAAGAAGAAUCAUUCCAUUUUCUUCAUUCUGAAUUCUGUUGUCGAAUAUCAUCUUCGCGUCAUAUCGGGCAUUUGCUUGAUGGCUGGUCAUGUUUGGGACUGAGUCUGUGUUGAGCAUCGUAUUACUAAUCUAUAUUAUUUCCACGGUUUGACUGAUAAAACAUUAAAUGGCUUUGGUUUACUUCAUCUAAACGCUUCAGUAUUUUCUCGAAUUUUGAUUAAAGAAGUGCGCGUUGGCUGAACAGUGCCAUCGUCGACAAAGUAGCCCAGUAUAGUCUUACAUUUCGACACGUCAAUAUUUUUGUCAAGAAAAUCAUUUGUAUUAUUUACUAAGAAUUCUGUGCGAUUUAUUUCGCCAAAUGGAUACAUUCGCCUUCGGCUUGCCUUGCGUGUUAAUGUUCAACUCGUCAAAUACUGCAUUAGAUUCUAACAUGUGACACGAAGUUCACAAGUAUUGCAUGCUUGCUUUGCAACUCUUGUCUAUAACACGCGACUGAGAGGUAACCAAGUUCAUCUUCUUAAACUUUGAACAAUUAUCAUUACACCUGUCAUUUCCAUUAAAAACCCUGAUGGAAAAACUCUUUCGGUUGCUACACUUUUUUGCUUUAUUUUUAUGUUUAUCAGUUCAAAGCCUUUAAAUUUCUUAAUAAAUGUUUCUUGAUUUCUAAUGAAAAUGAGUAUCAGUGAAAAUGAGUAUGAGUAUACACAUCAUCUUAUAUUUUGUAGGGUCAUUUUCGUAGCGUUGGACACGGCCAUUGCCUCGACUCGAUUAGCAUUGACCUGGUAAGUCUGACUGUCGCAUGGACGCUUGACAAGAUAGUGUUAGUUUUGUUAGUUUUACAUCUGGUCGAACUUGACACGUCCUUUUUGUUAUUAAUGUUGAAUCUCAUAUUUUUUUAUCUUACUGGCUGGAAUUCUGCCGAAAUUUUCUCGUCUAUUUCUUAUUUUUGGAAUCCGCUUGGAAAUUUUUAUUAGUGUAAUGCCUACGAGAUGUCAUCAUGCGUUGAACGUAUUCCGUCUUUAGAUGUUUUUUCUUACGACAUAGCAAACGUUGACUAAAUUUUUGUACUUUUUUACAUGACGAAUAGCAAUCUUUGUCGUUUUAAUUUGCUUAUUUUUCUUUGUUUCAUUGUCAGGAGAAAGUGUCAUGACAUUUUAUGGUUUCUGCUAUCAUUGAUUUUAUUACACCUAACGCUGAGAAGUUGAUCCCUUCUAAAUUUUAUACAUUUUUUAAACUCGUUUUGUGAUUAUUAUUUUUUAUCAAGAUUCAAGCGCGUUAUAUUUCUGUUUCACUGUAAACGAUCAUCGUUCUCGUUUUUUCGUUCUAUUUGCAGGUAAUGAAUGAUGCCGUUGAGUCUUCAUUAGAAAAUAUUAUUAAUUUCUUUAAACGAAUGCCUUUCUUCUUUCCAAAGUUACGUUUCCUCUAGAUUUAUAUUCCUUGUUACAUUGAGUUAUUUUCUCGUACACGCCUCACUUCAUCAUCUCUUAUCAUUCCGGUCACAUUUUUUAUUCACUACAUUCCUCUUGGAGCUUUGCUACACGAAUUGCAGUUGCUGGAACCUCUACUUUUAUAUCUGAUGCAUUAUUUCUAUUUAGGUUAAUAUGUCCUACGGUAAUGGUUCUAAUGAACAUUUCUUAGAUUCUCUUUCCUUACUUCUUCAUAGCGAUGAAAAGUGUUGCCAAUCUUGCCUUUCGUUCACUCAACAGCGUUUUAAUAACAUUCUUCCGGCCAGCAGUUAGCUAUGAAAGUAUGUGCUAUUCUUGUCAUUAUUUUUACCAAAGUCAUAUAUUUUCAAUUAAGAUAUUUGUGUCCACUUAUGCGUCGAGUGUUUUCUCGUUUCGUCUACUUUUGGUUACCUUUGACACCAAAGAGAACACGCUGUUCAUCCCUAAGCAAACUUUGUUACUAUUGCACAGCUUCUAAUUUUAUUGUAUUGUGUAUCGCUACUUGUAAUCUGUGAAAUUUGCCUUGCAUUUUGUGCCGUUUUAGUUGUGUUUGUUUCGCUAGAUAUCGAUGUUAAAUCCGUGCAAACUGCCUUAUCGUACCUUGAAGCAAAACCAUUUCUUUAUGCUGCAUUUUUCAAAUCGAGGAAAACGAUAUCUGAAUUUUAACUAAUCUCAUGGUAAUUUAUCGAUUGUUUUGGCUAUGUUCAACCAAUUUCAACGAUUCUAGAUGAGACAGACACUUGAUCUUUCCUCUCAUCAUUGAAGUCAUUUAGUGACGCAUGAGGCGACGACAGUUUUAAUCCCUCAUGAACGUAUUCUAACGCUUCAACUGUCGAUUGAACGUUGUUUUCCUUCGUUCAUAAGACCACUUGCAGCAACUGAAGUGAAGAAGGUAUGGGAAAACUACAUGCUCUCAUUUAUUUGUAUCGUGCAUAAGAUUUUCAGGAGUCAAAGACAUUUGCUUAUUAUGUUUUUCGUUGCUAGGUUUUGUUGAAUAUGAGGAUAUAUGUUGUAUGCCCUUUCUGAGGAAUGCACGGCAAUUGAAGCGGUGUGACACAUCUGAUCGACAUCUUCUUGCACUCCAUUUUUUUUAUAUUCCCGUUCAUAGACACCAGAAGCGGCCCACUUAUGAGAUUCAACUUGAUCAGCGGGAUUGGAGUUAAGCCUUUUCAUGCUUCAAAGCAAUCUGAUGAGUUGAAGUUACUAAAUAAGAAUGAUGAUUGAAUUACGCCAUGGGCGUCGGUGAUUACUUCUAAAUGACAACUUAGUCAUGAUCUUAGAAUUCUCGCCUUCACGCUUUGAGCAUAAAUAACGCAACUAUUAUAGUAUUUGUGAACAAUAGUGUAAAAUAUUGUGUCUCAUUAGGCUUGACUUAAGUAAUUUUUCUAACGUACUAUGUGCGUGGCGCUGAAACCUUCUGGUUAAUUAUAAGGACUUUAACGCUGAGCUUUACUGAACUGCCAAGAAAUAUUGUGCUUCGAGAAGUCGCGUUCCAAUCCAUCGUAUUCUACACUCUAGACUCAUCAACUGUCACCAUGUCUGCUGCGAUCCUUUUGUGGGAUUCUGAAAUAUUAUAAAUUAUGGCAGGUUAUACAAUACAUUUAAGAGUCUAAGGAGCCGACGGUACCUAAUUAUUAAUUCAUAUAAUUUGAAGAUGACGGGUUUUGCUUCUUUGUGUUGCACUGUGAACGGGCGAGAUGUCACUUGGUAGGUCGUCCGGUCUUGAUGCAGGUUCAGAGGCCAGGAUCUUGCUCUUCUCCGUGAACUUCGAUAUUGUGGAGACACCAGCCUUAAAUAUUACGUGAUUAAUAAAACUUAUGAGCAAAGACUGCUACCUCCUGGCAAGGAAUCACUAUGCGAGCAAUAAGAAAGCUUCCUCAUAAUAGGGCGGUUUAAAGAAAAAGCGCUCAGCGUUUAAAAGAAAAUACUGUGCGAAAAUUGUGGUUCUCAUUUAUGGCAUUCUGAAAAAUGUUUAUUAGGUGCCCAGUUUGAUUGGAAGAUAUCCUGUUAUAUGUUAUUGAAGUUAUUGACAGGACCAGUUUAUAACGAUACAUUGUUUGCUAGCAUUACUGGUCAUUAAUGCAUGUGAGUCGUGCUUUUGGCGGCCGUCUCUGUUGAUCUAGUCGAAAUCAUAUAAGUUUAAGCGUAGUAAUGCUAACGUAGUGUUUUGUGUAAUUUAUUUGUAGUAUUUUGUAUACUGUUACUUCCAAGUUUUAGGGUAAUGACAAGAAGUAUGAAUGAGAUGAGAACGUAAUGAUGCGUAGCGCUAUUAUCAACGUUUUCUUAUCUUCGCAGAGGCUUCUAUCUUUUAAUGGCAAGUUUGGCUUCAAAUUUUUUAAAGCGUGUUUUUUUAUUUGUUGUUCUGUAACGGACGAUAGCAGCUCUAUUUUGUGUUGACGGAAUAUGCUUGAAGUUGUACCUCGCACUCUUUGUGCAUCUUUAAACUAUAACUUUUUGUUGGAUAAGACUUGCAACUACUUAAGAAAAAUAUCACUGACGCGCGAUUUCAUUCGAGCGAUUCUGUCUAAAUAUGUUACAUUUUGAGGGGAAAGAGAACAUUCUUGGAAUAAUAUACAGCUGAACCGUUACUUGCUUCUUUCAAUUAACAUUUUACGAUUUUAACGAUGAAACUGUUGAACUGUUGUUGAGCAUUUUAUCAAAUACUCUUGAGUUUCAUAUCAAGAUGAGGUCGAAAUUUUUCUAUUAAAAUCUUAAAUUUUAAUAAUAAUAAAAGUUCUCCCGCAGGAGAAUGGCUAUUUAAUUGCAAACAAAUGGCUGCAGCAAGGUAAAUCAUCCAAUACUCAUAAAAACAUAAGUGAAUUGUUUCUAUUGUGCGUUUUGUAUGAUCUGGCAGCACGUGUCUCAUUGCUUAGCAUGUCUUCCUAUAAUAUAUUUCAUUUUUUCCUCACACGCACGUAGUAUAUUCUUCCAUAUGUUCAAUGACGCACCAAAUAUGACGUAUUGCAAUGAAAUGCUGCAUUAACAGCGCUGCUGCUUUCCAUGACUCCAUGAAUAUUAUUUUGCAUGGCAUAUUGCGUUGUAUUUUUCUGUAUGACAAGCGUUAUUUUAUUCUGUAUGAAAUAUUGCGUUGUAUUAUUCUGUAUGACGUCGUCAUCUUUGCAGCUUUUAAGGUAAAUGAUGGAGUACAUUAGUUAAUCCAGCUACUACAUAGGCCUCGUCAUAUGAAUAAGAAAUUUCAUGUAAAUUCAUGUGAAUAAGAAUUUUAUUUUGACUUCAUAUGAAUAAGAAACUUCCUGUGAAUUCAUAUGAAUGAGAAAUUUCUUGUGAAUUCAUCUGAAUAAGAAAUUUCUUGUGAAUUCAUUUGAAUGAGAGAUUUCUUGUGAAUUCGUAUGAAAAAGAAAUUUCUUGUGAAUUCAUAUGAAUGAGAAACUUCUUUUGAAUUCAUAUGAAUAAGAAAUUCCUUGUGAAAUCAUAUGAAUAAGGAAUUUCUUUUGACUUCGUAUGAAUAAGAAAUUUCUUGUGAAUUCAUAUGAAUAAGAAAUUUCUUGUGAAUUCAUAUGAAUAAAGAAUUUCUGUUGACUUCAUAUGAAUAAGAAAUUCCUUGUGAAAUUCCUUCCUUCAUAUGAAUAAGAAUUCCAUCAUCUUGUGAAUUCAUAUGAAUGAGAGAUUUAUUGUGAAUUCAUAUGAAUAAGAAAUUUCUUCUGAAUUCAUAUGAAUAAGAAAUUUAUUGUGAAUUCAUAUGAAUGAGAAAUUUAUUGUGAAUUCAUAUUAAUGAGAAUACUUCAGUGUUUUUUGGAAGGAACUUCAAGCAGCACACAAAAUUCAAAACGUGCCGAGAAAUCACUUGUGAAUUCAUAUGAAUAAGAAGGCGGCAGAGUUUUCGUCCGCAGCUACUAGUUUGAGAAGACGUUCCUGUACCGGUUU